Glossina fuscipes is the source of this 4225-nucleotide messenger RNA. Its product is annotated as cyclic nucleotide-gated cation channel alpha-3. The transcript is spliced from 12 exons. The record is from RefSeq and is a predicted model, not a curated record. Lineage: Eukaryota; Metazoa; Arthropoda; Insecta; Diptera; Glossinidae. Gene Ontology annotation, molecular function: intracellularly cGMP-activated cation channel activity; protein-containing complex binding; cGMP binding. Gene Ontology annotation, biological process: monoatomic cation transmembrane transport. Gene Ontology annotation, cellular component: intracellular cyclic nucleotide activated cation channel complex; plasma membrane. Bases 497 to 3631 code for a protein of 1044 amino acids.
UCGGGUACCGGUGAUUCUAGUCAUCAUUUUACCUAUGGCGGCAUUGGGAGCGACAUUAAUAAUGGUCCCAGAUACUCAACAGCUAAACACGCGUUGACGAACAGUAUGAGGCAGGUUGCACGAUAAACCAUAGUAACAAUACCCGGUUUAAACCAAGGGCAACAUAAUAUCAACGACAUCACAAAAUCAAUGAAACCGUUCGAGAGAAAACUGAAAAUAACAAAGUUCGAUGCCAACGGAUAAAAUGCAAGGGAAUCGUUUAUGAAAAAAAAAAAAAAAAAACAAAAACAAAAAAACACGUCAUCAAUACUGCAGUGUAAGGAGAAAUUGCAAUAACACCACCAUUAUAGCAACAACUUUACUAUCAACUACUAUUAGAAAUGCAUCAAAUGCAACUCGGUAAAGUCUUGCUAGUCAGAUAUAUGAGAAUUUUGUGAUAAACUGUGUCCGAUAGUGUUACACGGUAAAACCGCAACAAGCCAGUUAUCCGGAAAUUAUGCAACCUCGUCUGUCGCUGAAUGGCAAUUUACGGCAUUUGGUACCUUCACCAGGACCGUUAUGUCGUGAUCAUAGCUCACGUUCUAUACAGCCAUUGACUGCUAAUGAGCAACAAAUGGCUGAACUGGAUGGUAGUUUCUAUAGCAAUAUAACACGUACCACCUGUUUGGAUGGCGACACCAUACGCCUCAACGCAACAGAAUAUGAUAUUAAUGCAACAACAAAUGUCGUUGAUACAAAUAAUAGCUAUGGUUUUGGUGCCGGCGGUGGUGGUGGUGGUGGUAGUGGUGGUGGUCAAAUUCAUAAUAUUGGAGGUAUUGGAAGAGGUAAUAGUGGUGGCUCUGGUGGUUUUCACACAACUGAAUUUUCCAUUACGCCAAGUUUAACUGGUGGCGAUGACCAAUGCAUUGAUUUGGGCAGUGUGCGACGAUUCUCUAUCGAUCGCCACAGCUAUUUGGAUCUAGGAUCCAAAUUUGGCAUGUCACAGCCCAAAUUUGGCCAAAGUGUUUCACAACAAGGUUUCUUUACAUCGCAUGAUAGUCUUGCCACACCAUGUGCGUCACGAGCAUCAAAUCCGCAUGUGGCCACAGUAAGCACUGCCUCCGACAUGGACUUAUUAUACAACAAACAGGCCAGACGAAAAUCGCGUGGACGACUGAAAGAUAUGACAACAAGCGAUGCACCUUUAUUGGGUUCGUGGAAUCGUUCAACGAAUCGUGGCUCUCAGGAUAACCCCUUGAUGGGCAGUCAUAACUUUAGUGGGAAUUUUUGUAACGGUACUGAUCGUUCAUUACGCACGCGCUCUGGCACUUCAACGACCACCACACAACAUCAUCAGCAUUCGCAUCAUCAGUAUACCCUACAACACUCUACCUCCUCUGCGCAUGCACGCCACCAACAGCAUCAGCUGCAAUUGCAACAACAACAGCAGCUACAGCAACAGCAACACCCACAUCAUCAGCAACAUUCGUCAUCAUUAACAGGCCAACAAACGCAAUCGCAUACGCAAAAGAAAUUGCAUCGUACGCCAUCACGACGCCUGCGUGCUGCACGAAAAUUAUACUUUGUUUUCGAUCCAGCGGGGCGUCUAUGUUAUUAUUGGUCGAUGGUCGUAUCUUUGGCGUUUCUUUACAAUUUCUGGGUUAUCAUCUAUCGUUUUGCCUUUCAAGAGAUUAAUCGUCGCACGAUAGUUGUGUGGUUUUGCUUGGAUUAUUUUUCCGAUUUUUUAUAUCUUAUUGAUAUAUUUUUUCAUUUUCGCACGGGUUAUCUGGAAGAUGGCGUACUGCAAACGGAUGCGAUGAAAUUGCGACAACAUUAUAUGAAUUCGACCACAUUUUACAUAGAUUGCCUAUGUUUGCUGCCAUUGGAUUUUUUAUAUUUAUCGAUAGGUUUCAAUUCGAUAUUACGUUCGUUUCGUUUAGUGAAAAUCUAUCGAUUUUGGGCAUUUAUGGAUCGCACCGAACGUCACACGAACUAUCCAAAUUUAUUUCGUUCGUUAGCGCUCAUACACUAUUUACUUGUGAUAUUCCAUUGGAACGGGUGUCUCUAUCAUAUUAUACAUAAGAAUAACGGUUUCGGUUCGCGGAAUUGGGUCUAUCACGAUUCGGAAUCGGCCGAUGUAGUUAAACAAUAUUUACAAAGUUAUUAUUGGUGUACGUUAGCUUUAACAACGAUCGGUGACUUACCGAAGCCACGAUCGAAAGGUGAAUAUGUGUUUGUGAUAUUACAAUUGCUAUUCGGACUGAUGCUGUUCGCCACCGUUCUGGGGCAUGUUGCAAACAUUGUGACAUCAGUGAGUGCGGCACGCAAAGAAUUUCAAGCCAAACUUGAUGGUGUUAAGACGUAUAUGCGUAUGCGAAGAGUACCGAAUCACUUGCAGGUGAAAGUUAUUAAAUGGUUCGACUAUCUGUGGCUAACACAAAAAUGUUCCGAUGAGGAGCGUGCCGUAUCCUGUCUUCCUGAUAAAUUAAAGGCUGAAAUAGCAAUUAACGUCCAUUUAGAUACACUUAAGCGAGUUGAAAUAUUUCAAAACACCGAAGCUGGUUUCCUGUGCGAAUUGGUGCUAAGACUGCGUCCAGUAUUAUUCUCACCUGGUGAUUAUAUAUGCCGUAAAGGAGAAGUGGGCAAAGAGAUGUAUAUUGUCAAUCGCGGACGACUGCAGGUGGUAGCUGAUAAUGGUAAAACCGUGAUGGCUUCAUUGAAGGCAGGUUCCUAUUUCGGAGAGAUUAGCAUAUUGAAUAUGGGCACAGCAGUCUUUGUCGUGUUUCUUUCACCAUAUUGCUCAUUAGGUAACCGACGCACUGCCUCAGUACGCUCAGUGGGAUAUAGUGAUCUAUUUGUACUUAGCAAAAAGGAUAUGUGGGAUGUUUUGAAGGAGUAUCCAGCUGCUCGUGUAAGACUGGAAGCAAUUGCUGUAAAACGUCUAGAAAAGUACAAGAAAGCACCCCUAGAGAAAGUACAAUACUUUAAUACAGUUGCCAUGGGACGUUGCCAAUCGACACCUGGUUUGGUAGAGAGUUGUGGUCGCACCACUUUGGAAGAUAUGUACUUACCGCCACCAUCAGUACCGCUAGUGCCACAUUCAAUGCAACAAUUGUCACGUCACGAAUAUCAGUUGCAACAACAAACGCAAAGCUUGGCCUAUAGUCGAGCACCUAGUCCGCGCACAUCACAAACUUAUACUGAACGUAUUAUACGUACAGUUGAAUCUCCGGGCUCUAUGAGUCCCAGUGUACAUAGUUCGGAUGACAGACCUCGCAGUCGAGCAACCUCGCAUCAUUCCACACGCCCGCAAUCACAGCCAAGUAGAACAGGAAACAUUUGUGACUCUAGUAUACAUUUAGAAUGUUACGGAACCGGCACUUCGGCAACAAGUGGUGGUGGGGGAGGCACUACUCCACUUCUGGGAUCACAUGAAGCCUUGGAAGAUGAAAUUAAACGUUUAAGGGAACGUCUGCAUACGGUGGAAUCGGAAAAUCAGGCUCUUAACACUAAACUCUCGCAACAACAGUGGAAUCUAGAGAAUCGUUUAGCUGAAAUUGAAAUGCAAAUAUGUCGGGUAUCAUCGACAUCAAGCCUCGAUCCGGAACAUGAGGCCGAGGAGAUGGAACGUAAUCGAGAAAGCAUCAUAUAACACGGGAGCGAGCUGCCCCAUCAGCCGAUCGAUCUCAGUAGAAGCAUAUAAACCACACAAAAUCCUUGAAACUCUAAAUGUUGUUUAUUGAUAUUGUUAUAUACAACACAUACGAAUAAUUAUAAUAGGACCGAUAAGAUAUAAAUACUGAACAAACGACCAAACGAUAUACAAAAGAAAACCAAAAAAAAUUAAAAAAAGGAAGAAAGAAAAACAAAGCCAAAAAAAAACAAAAAACCAAAAACGAAAAACGAAUUUAACCCGCGUUUGUAUGUCAUUAUAUUUUAAUUCAUUUCCGAAUUCUUUUGUAUGAAUGAAUGUAUAUAAUAUAAUAUCUAGAUGUUCUUCUUCUUCAUUCUUCUUCUUAUUCUUCUUCGUAUGAGUGCGUGUAUUUGUAUAAAGUGAAACAAUGAAAAUGCGAAAACGAUAAUGAAGAUAAAAACAUUUUUUCAUACAAAACUCUAAAAUAAUAAUUUUUCCCUACAAGAAAAGAAGAACGACAGUAACAACUAAAAGAAUUUUACAUCAUUUGCCAAUUAUUAUCGUUGUUAUUAUUUCAUAAAUUAUACAACAACAACAACAACAACAACAACA